This is a messenger RNA of Diversispora eburnea, 207 nucleotides long. The record is from the annotation of a GenBank genome assembly. Lineage: Eukaryota; Fungi; Glomeromycota; Glomeromycetes; Diversisporales; Diversisporaceae.
AUGGAUAAAAACGCUCAAAAAACAUUGAUAACUUGGAAAAGAGUUUUUAUCUUAUUAAGGUUUGGACCAAUGGAAGAACGAUCGUACACAAUUCAAAAUCGAGUUUCAGAAGUAAAUUUGCCCGUCAAUAAUCGCCGUUUAACUGAAAAACAUCAUGAGAGAAAAUGUUGGUUGAAAGUACCAACGAUAAAUCUAAAUUUACUUUAG